GGAUGUUUUACAAUCGGCGCACUUCCGGGUAGCUAAGCUAACGUUAGCGGUCUUGUCAAACCUAAAUAAGCUGGGACAAUGACGGCGCUAUAGUAGUUGUCUGAGCAUUCUGAAAAUGAGGACCAUAAUAUUAGUUACUUUUCUGGCUCCUUGCUGGGUUAACUGUGCCAUUAACCCAAGAGUUACCAGAGACGAUAGUCACGAUGGAAACCCGGAGUUCGAUGAUCUUAGCUCGGUCCUGUCAGACUAUGAGGUUCUGCCACUGUCGGGCCUCCAGCUUCACUCUGUCAGAAAAAGGGACGUCCACACCCAGUCCCACCUGGAGCGCCUGGUGAGCUUCAGAGCCCUGCACAGGAAUUUUAAGCUUUACUUGACCACCAACACAGACAUUUUCACCAACAACUUCCAAGCUGUGUUUCUUGACAAACACGGGAGGGAGGAGAACUUUGACGUACAGCUUCAGAACUAUUUCACAGGACAUGUGGUUGGAGAGGAGAAUUCUCGUGUGCAGGCACACAUAGACGGAGAUGAGUUUUCUGCUCAUAUUCUGACCGACGAGGCAGAAUACAAUGUAGAGCCCCUAUGGAGGUUUGUUGAUUCCCCAACGGAUGGCAGGUUGCUGGUUUAUCGCUCUGAUGAUAUCAAGAAUCUGAGUCGCAUCACCUCCCCAAAAAUGUGUGGUUACAUCCAUGCGGAGGACAUGCCCCAGGCUGCCAGCAGGGAUUUGGGUGGGCAGGAGGUGGAGGAGAAAAUAGAGUACCACCACAGAGAGAAAAGAUAUGCCCACGAUCACAAGAAGAAUACUUGCCCUCUGCUGCUGGUUGCAGAUUACCGCUUCUUUAGACACAUGGGCCGCGGACAAGAAAGCGUCACUCUCAACUACCUGAUUGAGCUGAUUGAUCGAGUUGAUGACAUUUAUAGAAACACAACAUGGGAUGAUGAGUUUAAAGGCUAUGGGGUCCAGAUCAAUCAGAUCAUCAUCAACAAGGAGCCUACACAGCCCCCCCCUGGCUUUACUGCCGACAACUGGGUCCACUAUAACAUGGAGGACAGCCCCAUUCAUGAAAAAGAAGCGUGGGACGCGAAAAGACUUCUGGAGCAAUUCAGCUCGGACAUAGCUGGCAACGCCUCUACUGUGUGUCUGGCUCACCUAUUCACCUACCAGGAUUUUGCUGAGGGCACACUGGGACUUGCCUAUGUGGCCCCCACCAAAGCUCAGGCCCUGGGCGGCCUCUGCCCUAAACCCUACUACCCACACCACUCUGUCAAGAAUCCCAGUUACCUUAACACAGGCUUGACCAGCACCAAGAACUAUGGCAAAACCAUCCUCACAAAGGAAGCAGAUUUGGUGACCACACACGAGCUGGGACACAACUUUGGAGCAGAGCACGACCCAGACAACAUCCCCUACUGUGCUCCCAGCGAUGACCAAGGGGGCAAAUUUGUCAUGUACCCUAUCGCUGUGAGCGGAGACCAUGUCAACAACAAGCGUUUCUCCAACUGCAGCAAGAUUUCCGUAGGAAAGACCCUACGUUUCAAGGCUCCAAUGUGCUUCAAAGAGAGGAACAGCAAGGUAUGCGGGAACUCUAGAGUGGAGGAAGGGGAGGAGUGUGACCCCGGGCUACUCCACCUAAAGGAUGACCUCUGCUGCUCAUCCACCUGCAAGUUUAAACACAGUGCACAGUGCAGCGACAGAAACAGCCCUUGUUGUAGAAAUUGCAAGUUUGAGCAGGCAGAGGUGACGUGUCAGGAGCCCAUAAGCGCGACAUGUAAAGACACAUCGUCCUGCACAGGCAACAGCAGUGAUUGUCCACCUCCUGCAAACGCGGAGGACGGAACCGUGUGUGUCGACAAUGGCCGCUGUCGCAAAGGAGAGUGCAACCCUUUCUGUGAGGCUAUGCAGAACCUUCAGUCCUGUGCCUGCAAUGAAACCGAGCACUCCUGUAAAGUGUGCUGCAGGGGGAAGGACGGUAUCUGCGCUCCCUUCGUCCAGACCAAUGGCAGUUUCCUUUUCCUUCGCAAGGGAAAACCGUGCACCGUGGGAUUCUGUGAUGAGAGUGGAAAGUGCAUGAAGCAGGUGCAGGAUGCCAUCGAGAGGUUGUGGGAUUUUAUUGACAAGCUGGACAUCAACACGUUUGGAAAAUUCCUGGCUGACAACAUAGUGGGCUCAGUGGUGGUGUUUUCUCUCGUCUUCUGGAUUCCACUGAGUAUCCUGGUUCACUGUGUGGACAAACGACUCGACCAGCAGUACGAGGAGAAUACAAAGUCCUACUACCCUCCAAAUCAGAUGGUGGAGGUCUGUAGUAGAGCUCCCCCUAUAGAGUCAAGAAAUGCUGAGCAACCUCGAGUCGGCGUCCGUGCACAUCGUCAAGCAUCCUCAGCAUCCCUCCUCCUUCGGCGGCCGGACCGCGCCCUCCUCCCUGCCCCAGCAGCCUCAUCAGGUAAGCCAAGUGGCGGCCCCUCCCGCGGCCAGCUGCAGUAUCCCGGCCCCAGGGCCGAGUUGCGGCCCCACCCCGGACAGCGCAGGGGGGCUGCGGAUGGCCACCAUCCAGGAGGACACCAGCAGCGACUCUCACCCGGGAGAGGAGGGGGCAACGGAAGAUUUCACAACCGCAGGAGCCUGCUCGUCGGCUACGAAAUCCUCCUACGAGGAUCUGACAGAGCAGAGCCAGCCGGUCAGGGAGCGGUGGCGCCUCCAGAGGCAGGACUGCAUUGACACUAAAGAGACUGAGUGCUGAGUAAAUAAACAACACUGUUUUGUGCUAAAGCAACGACAAUUAAACACAACCUGAUGAGUGGUUUAGGGAACAUGCAGGUCAAUGCAGCGCUAAUAGGCUUUUUGUUUUUCCUCAUCACACAUCAUAGACGCAGGUUUUCUUUAGGUCAGACUUGGUGUUUAACGGAGCAAAGGAUAAGAUUUCAGACACUGGAUAUUCCUCAGUCUUAGUCAAUCACUGUACAAAUAAUGCACGAGUCGUCCCCAAUCACAGACUGCAUUAAAAGCAGUUAUUGGAUGACUAAAUGUUUUUGUGUGCCUGUGUAAAAUAAUGAUGUGCCUUUUUCAGUUAACCACAUGAUGAUGAUGAUGAUAAUGAUAUCCUCGACCAGAGGAAGGUCUGAGAAGGUUUUUGGGGAAAAAUCCACACUGGGCUGGUUCCUUGACUACAUCACAUAACUAGUUUAAUUGUGUUUGUGUCAUAUAACCCAUUGGCUAAGUGAGUUUCUGAAAAGUUGUUGUUUUUUUUUUAUUCCCCAAAGAUCAAAAACGAUCAAACUGAUAACACUGAUCAACCCGCUUUCACUAGUGUGGUGUUUAAGGCCACGUCCAUACAGAAACGUGAACGGUCUUUUUCUUUGCCGUUUUCAAAAAGGUUCCCCCGUGAAGACGGCACACAAAACGACUCAAAACGAGUGAGAUCCAGUUGUGGAUGUUCAGUGCAGCAGACUGUGUUUAAAACUAGUUUGUUUUCCCCUCUCUUCAUUUUACAAUUCACCACCGUCCGUGUGUCAGGCUGACUUUAGUUACUUUUGAU
Solea senegalensis (Senegalese sole) is the source of this 3533-nucleotide messenger RNA. It is a transcript of the gene adam17a, whose product is annotated as ADAM metallopeptidase domain 17a. Gene Ontology annotation, cellular component: plasma membrane. Gene Ontology annotation, molecular function: metalloendopeptidase activity. Gene Ontology annotation, biological process: Notch signaling pathway; membrane protein ectodomain proteolysis. The record is from RefSeq and is a predicted model, not a curated record. Lineage: Eukaryota; Metazoa; Chordata; Actinopteri; Pleuronectiformes; Soleidae. The transcript has 20 exons. The coding region runs from base 116 to 2716 and encodes 866 amino acids.